GGCGGGGAGAGGAGAGAAGCAAGGGAGGAAGAGAGAAUGGAGGAGCUGGGCAGAGAAUUGAGGAAUUUGAAGUGGGAAAUGACAAGGAGACUGAGGGAAGUCGGAGAGAGACUGAGAGGAUUGGAAGAGAGGUUAGAGGCGUUGGAAGGAGAAGGCAUGAGAAGGGAAGAAGAGGUAGCAGGUGAGAGGGAAGAGCUGAGGAGUAUGAGGGAAGAGAGAGGAAGAGGCAGCAGAGAAGAGGAAGCGCAGAGGGACGACGACGAGGAGGGAGAGAUGGAGAAGAGGAGGAUCGGACGGGACGACGGGAGAGAAGGAAGAAGUGGGAAAAGGGAACAGGUGGUUGGAGAGAAGAGGGAGGAGAGGAUGGGGGAAGGCGAGAACAAGAGGAGAAGAGAACGGAGGGAAGAGGAGAAGAAGGGGCGGAAGGACGGAGUCGAGGAGAGCUGGUGGCAGGAGACGAGAGGAGAGGAGGAGAAGGAGAGGAGAGGGGGCGAGGAGAGAGACGAGGAUGAAGGAAGAGGACAAGAGAGGAGCUGGUGGAGUUAAUUGAAAUCUUAUGUUUUUUGUUUUAUGUUACUAGGAGGUGACAGAGGAGAAAUGGAAAGAGACGUGGAAGGGGAAGAGAGUGGUGAGAAAGAGACAGGAGAAGCAGGAG
Molecule: messenger RNA, 655 nt
Organism: Monomorium pharaonis (pharaoh ant)
Lineage: Eukaryota; Metazoa; Arthropoda; Insecta; Hymenoptera; Formicidae
Product: vicilin-like seed storage protein At2g18540
Exons: 2
Coding region: 37-546 (169 amino acids)
Source: RefSeq, a predicted model, not a curated record